Messenger RNA from Bemisia tabaci, 8242 nucleotides. RefSeq names its product (E3-independent) E2 ubiquitin-conjugating enzyme UBE2O. Gene Ontology annotation, molecular function: ubiquitin conjugating enzyme activity. The record is from RefSeq and is a predicted model, not a curated record. NCBI's taxonomy places the organism in Eukaryota, Metazoa, Arthropoda, Insecta, Hemiptera, Aleyrodidae.
GUUUUCGAGAUUUAGGUUCUGAAAUAGGAAGAUAGGCUAUAAUUUCUUCAAAAUUUCUUUUAUCACCAAUUUUACGCCCUUAUACGCAUUGUUUAACGAGUAACUGUGUUGUUUGAUGUACUUGAUUACCAUGUAAAUCUAAUUUUUGUACAGUGGAGUUCUGUAGUUUUUUUUAUUCCGAAAUCAAUCGCUUACUACGUGUGUAAUAUGGCUGCAGACCAUCAAUUUUUCUACGAAGAUGAAGUGUUCAGAGUCAAUAAAAAUGGAAAAAUUAUGUUUGGAAUGGUCGUGGAAAACUUCAAACUGUACAGCAGUGAUGAUUCUUCCUCCUCCAGCGACGACGAAGAGCCGAAAGUUGAAGAAGGUCAUAUCAGAGUUGCGUGGCACCCUCAUGGAAAGAAAGAAGUUAUCUCUGAGAAAAAAGUAGGGCUUGCCAACAGGUCUUUAAUGCCAGGAGAUGUUGUUCGCCGAUUGAGUAGAGGAGAGCACUCAAUGAAAGGCUACUGCCGCAAUAUUCAUGUCAGUGCCUGCGUUCAGAUUAAAGGAACAAACAAAAUUAUUGAAAAUGUUGACAGUAAAUCUCUCAUUCCAUUUGAAAAAUUAUCGAGUGGAACGUCAAUUGUCAUGGAUUCAUGGGUCGGUGGCGUUCAGCUAGUCCACAUUCGCCUCACAUUAUUUCUUCGGGAUGGCUCCAAAUGUUAUUUAAGCGACCCCGAAUCGUACUGUUUUCUCUCCUGUAAUGAACAGAAUGAUAAGUUCGCUGAGAAUUACUAUCCUGGACAGUGUUUGCGAGGACCUAUCAAGUACUUGGAUACAGCGGAGUGGAUUCAUUGUACAAAAAGAACUAAAGCACUUCUAGCAAAUAAAUCAGCCAAAAAAAUUAAGGUUUAUGUUGAAGCUGUUGAUACUGUCUCAGCACUCGUUGACUGGAAGUGUCAAAUAUGUUGCAAAGACGGUGACACCAGUGGUAAACCCCUUCACACCAUGAUUAUGGGUGAAGAUUUCAAGAAGCUGCGACUCUUAAAUUAUUUUAAAGCUUGCACUUUGCAAGUAGGAGAUCGCAAUAUGUACCGCCUGAAAGACUCCGAUCAGCUACUUACAGUCUCUGAGUGGAAGAAAGGUUUGAAAGAAAAACUGUCUGUGAUCGGUAGAAACUUGCCAAAUUCUUCCGAUGAGUUGAAUAGACUGGCCAGAAAACGAUCGUAUUGCAAUAGUCAAGCUGAUGAGCAGCCAACUCCAGCAGAAAAGACGGGUAGUGGUGAAAUGGAUAUUAGUGGAGUAGCUAGCUCUAAUGAAAACUCAGAUGAUAACAGUCUACUUGAUUCAAAUGUGAAAAGAUCUGAUAAGAGCAGCUGGAUGCAAAAUUUACUAGGAAUUGCCAAACCCACCAUCGAUGAAGUAUAUUCUCUAAUUCAUCUAUCGCAGAAGAAAGUCUGUGGUCAUUUCAACAAGACUAAUUCUGUUGAUGAACUCGGCUCGAAAAAUCCACCUCAAACAAUGGAUGACGAGUCCAUUGUCAGUGGGAACUUAUCUGCCAGUGAAAAUAAGGCUAGACUUGAAUCUACAGCUUCAAAUGAAAAUAACUCCAAUUUUUUAGAUAGUUUAAAGGUUAGAGACUUGCCAAAAAUAACAGAAAAUGCAGCGGUGAAGUGUAGUGAAGUUUUUAAGUCCACCAUGAAUACAACUUUAAAUGCCCUGAACAAUUCAGACUGGCAAGAGUUUAAUGUCAAGGGGAAGAAUCCGGAAGAAACAGGUCCUAAUAUCAACAGCUUUGAAGAGUUUCCGCCUUUAGAAGCCAGUAAAAAAACAGAUGAUGAUGUGAACGAUACCUGUAAAGAACCCUACGAAUUGUCGGAAUCAUAUGAUAGCGAAUGUGAUGAAGAGUACUCAGAUGAAGAAGAAGAGGAUGCAGAAAGUGUGUGUGGAGAUGGACCAUCCAGUUUGUCUAGCACAUGUAGUUCAACAACAUCGAAUAAAAGCAACAAUCAAAGGCAGGGUAAAUCAGUCGUUAAACUAAUGGCCAAAGUUCUCAAAAAGAAAAAACUCAAGGGAGCCCGCAAGAAGAAGCCAAAUUUAAAUGUACAACCUGGUGAUAUGCUAGUUGUUGAAACGGUUCGAACAUUCUCCGCCGCCGAUGUUGUUUGGCAAGAUGGAUCCAUAGAACUUGGCAUCCCCUCCACAGAACUUUAUCCAAUCCAUCAUUUAGACGAUCAAGAGUUCUUCCCUGGUGAUUUUGUCAUUGAAAAUCGCACGGAGGACACGGAACUCUUAGAGCGUGUCGGGCCUGAAAAAUACAAUAGACUGUAUGGUGUAAUUCAAUCAGUGGAUCAUAUAGGGCGGACUGCAAAAUUAAAAUGGUUUCUGACUUACGUGAGCCCCAGCGAUCCAGUUCCAUCUCUUGUGCAAGAAAACGAAAUGUCAGUCUAUGAUCUUAAGGACCAUCCAGACUUUCAGUUCCGUCCUGGAGACGUUGUUGUCAGAUUAGGUAAUGUCGAUAAUGAGCAUCAAAAUGCAACGGCUGGGCAGAUACUUGACAUCUAUCCAGAAGGACAGGUUUAUGUUUGGUGGGCAGAAGGAUUCAAAACUAUGUCCUGGCCUCAGGACCUCUAUAAACUGAAUGAUACCGAUAGCGAUGAUAGUGAGAUUUGGGAUCACUCUGGCAGUGAAGGCGUUUGGGAAACAGACAGUGAAGAAGUUGUUUACACCCCUUCAUCACCUGUGGUGGAUAACAACUUCCUUGUGAAGAUCAAAUUAGCAAACAAUAUUGAAAUGGCCCGUGGAACGCUGAAACGCCUAGAAAAAAUGAUCCGGGACUCUCCCGAGCUGCUCACUAGUGAAAACAUUAAAAAGUUCUAUGGCGUGUACAGAGAUUGCAGGAGUUUAGAUAAAUAUCUAGGAACAUCUUUCUUCCGUGACAAACGCUUCUACACUUUAAUAUUUGAAGUUAAAGAACUGGAACGAACUGGUGAACCGAAGAAAUCCGAUGCCAAAGUUGCCAAUGAUCAAAAUAGUGGUAGUGAGAUUAAACAGUCUUCAUUACACUCUGUAAAACGGCUGAACUUAUUAAAAUCAUCGAGCUUAAAUUCCUGCAAUGAAGAGACUGAAACUGUUGUAAGCCCGGAAUUAGACAAAAGUGAUGAAUGGAGCUCCCCUGCUGCCAAGAAAAGUUCACGGUCGCUGUCCACUGUCACCGGGGAAUUUUUAUCUGCCAACCUAGCUAGUCUAGAAAUGGAAUUCUUUAAUAAUUCUGUCGUAAAUGCUGCCAAAUCAGAUUCAGCACUUAGUAGUUCAAUUGAAGACACGCAAAUGGAUUCUUGCCAGAACAGCUCAGCCGAACAACCAGUUGAUCAGCCCAAAAAAGUGAUAGCCGCAACUGGUGGCUGGAAGACCACCUGUCAUCCGUGCGUAGAGUUGUGUCAGUUAAUCCUUGAGCAGCUUCUUAAAGCAGAAGCAGAGGUCUAUAAGCUGCUCAACCAUCCCUCUUGUAAAUCUUUGCAAGAGGAGUUGACAGGAGUCAAGAAUGCUGAUGAAAUGAUUGAUGAUAUUCAUAAAUAUACCCAGAUAAACUCCUUUGCCUCUGAGAAGCUGACACCUAUCGAGGGUCCAAUUCCUGACUCGCCUGAAUCGCCUGAUCCAGAAACAGCAGAUGUUCGUUUUGCCGAUGGAUCAAUCAUUUACAGAAGUAAAUCUUUACUAGACCUUCUUGCGGAAACACAAAAGAGUCAAACCAUUGUUGUGUAUGAAAAUGAUACAUCAGCUGAUUCUGGGGUAGAUGCUGAGUUUGAACUACCGGCUUCCGUGUCAAAAGUCUUACUUCAAAAGGAAGGAGAAGGUUUUUCUAUGCUGAGUGCUGUGCCAGAAUGCCACAAGUAUGAGUCCUCAAAAUAUGUACUGCCACAUGUAACCAAUCCAAGAAACUUUAUGAAAACUGUGAAUAAUGAAAUCAAGCUACUUCUCACGUCUUUACCAUGUGGAAUAACUGUCAAAGGAUUUGAAGGUCGAAUGGAUUUAUAUUCAGCCAUGAUAGAGGGUCCUGAAAACACUCCCUAUGAAGAUGGACUCUUCUUCUUUGACAUCCAGCUACCUUCCGAUUACCCAGAUCAACCACCUCUGUGCCACUAUACCAGUUAUUGCUCUGACCGACUGAAUCCGAACCUAUACGAAGAUGGUAAAGUUUGCGUCAGUCUGCUUGGAACUUGGAGCGGACGAGGCACUGAAAUGUGGACCUCCUCUUCAAAUCUACUUCAAGUACUUGUCUCAAUUCAAGGUCUGAUUCUGGUGAGUGAACCGUACUUCAACGAAGCAGGUUAUGAAAAUCAAAAAGGAACACAGCAAGGCCAUUCAAACUCUCAGCUUUACAACGAAAUGGUUGUUUUGAAACUUGUGCAAGCCAUGACGAAACUGCUCAUCCAUCCGCCUUCAACGUUUCAGCAAGAAAUAAUGAAGCAUUUCACUGCCAGGGCGGAAAAAUUGAUCACGCGCCUCGAGAACUGGCUCUUCAUUUCAGAAAACCACUCAGCAUACAUCAGCGGUCUGAUCGAUCUACAGGAGAAACAAAAUCGGCUCAAGAAGUUAGGAGCAAUCAAACUACCAGAAUACCCCCUUUUGCCAGCUUCUAAAGGCUUUUGCCUGUCUCUUAGAAAAGCAUUAAAUAGUUUCAAGGACACAUUAAAGUCAGUGGGUAUUGUUUUUAGUCAAGAACCGGUGUUCACAAGUAACAGUCAACUAGGCAGUGACAAAAGUGGUAGUAGUAGUGUAGGCGAGCCUCAGUCAAAUAGAAUCUUAGAGUCAAAAAUCGGUGAAAAUCUAGAAAAGAGUCGAAAUUCUGAAGACUCAGUCCAGAAAAUUGAGUCUGAUGAGAACUUAGUGAAUAGGGUAAGUAAUAUACAAGUGCGGAAAGUAGAUCGUAGUAAAAGCUGUGUAGAAAAAGUCAAAUCUCUCUCAAAAAUUGAUGAAAAUUUCAAAUCUGGCCAAAACAAUAUCUGCAGUUUGAAAUCGUCCUCUUCAAAAAGUUAGGCCUAUUCAUUUUUCCCAGUAUUUUCAUGUGUAAUUUUUUUUUUGUUCCAUUUUAUUUACAUAUUUUAAAAGCCCUUUGAAUAGGAUUGAGAUUAGCAUACGCUCUAUUUUCUUUCUGUAUAUCACUAUUAAUUCGAUUUUUACUUUGUGUACAGUGUAUAAAUGAGCGUAUCAAAGGAUGAAUGUGUUGAUGUGUACCAUAGAUUUUUUAUGUGCCUGGCAAAAAAAUUUUGUUGAUUAUUUAUAUCAUAAUGAAAUGUUCUUCUCUUCCCUUUUAUGUGCUUAAAAUUCACCUUUCCUGGGAUCGAAAGACUGAAUUGAAUGUAACUCUAAAAAUAUCUCUAUGUUCUGAAAAGUCACUCAGGCUGCAAGUUGCACACUUAUAAAUGUUUUGGUUUUAACACUUAAUCAUUGUAACUUUUUGGCUCUCUUCUUGAACCUAAGGGUUUUCUCCUUCUUAGGCCUUCACAGUAAUUUUUUUAUACUUGAACUGAACGUAAAGAUUGGGUAUUUCAAAUUUUUUGGGGUUUCCUCCCUGUUUCUCCUUUAAAUCUUGUUUUCUGUCACCAUAAAAUCCUGUUUUUUCAGCCCUUUGUGCAUCAAAAAUGUGUGACGAUUUUGUCAUAUUGACUCUUUAUCUAUCAUACAAGAAGGCUUUCUUAGUUAAAGAAGUACAUCAAUUUGAUCAAAUUUGAGAAGUCAAUGUGACAUUAUGUGACUGAAGUAAAUAAACCCAACAAAGACAUAUUUCCAUAUUUUAAAUACUAUAAUAAUACUGAGGAAAAUUUAUGUUUCACUUAAUUGUACCAUUGCAAGAGAUGUGCUGGAAGCAAGCAGAGAAAAUUAAAUUUGUAAGGUCAUAAGUAUUUCAAUUGAAAUUAGCAAACUCAAGUUGGUUUAUUGCCGGUGAAGAAGUUAAAGGCUCGUACUCAAAGUCAUAUCUUAAUCAGCUCCUUUCCUUAGGUGGCCUAAUAAGGUUCACAUCGUCACUGAAAGAGGUUUAGGUAGAUCCUUAACUAAGCAUUAUAAAAAGGAAUUUCGAGUAAAAUUUAACGGUAAAACUUUCGAAAAAGAUCCUUGCAAAGGAAUAUAACGAUUUGCCACUGCAAAAAAUAGAAAGCAAAAACUUUUGCCAAUUUGAAAAAUCGUAGGGCCUCCUAGAAGAAGGAACUGCUUUCAGAAUGACCCUGAAUAUGGUCCACAGUCAAAUAAGUACAUAAACUAGCUCUGUGAGUUUAAAGAUCUCAUUGAAUAUUAGUUUUUCCCUGUAAUAGCAGCAUUCAUGAACUCAUCCACGUCACACCGGUGGAAUGCCUUCAGUAAUCAGAAUUUAGCGUAUACUUGUUAUGAGUUGCCUCACUAGAAACUGCGUCCAUUAAUUUGUGUCAAAGUAUCAGCUUUUGUUUGCUCUUGCUGCCGUUUUUUUUUUUUUAAAUGCUGUUCAAGUAUGCCUCUAUGCUAGUUUUCUCUUAAUUUAAUUUGAUUUUCCUACGUUUUUUAAUUUACUGUUUAACUAUUGUUGUUGCUUCUUUUUUCUCUCUGUUUAAAAGCAUCAGAUUGCUUCAACAGUUGUCUCAAUUCAUCUUAUGUAAUUUGUUCGUGUUUUCAAAGUUUAAACUCUUGUGAUAGUCCAUAGAAAAUAAGUAUGAACUUUUUGUUUGAGCUGUUCUCUAUUUUUUUUUUUUUUUUUCAAUCGUGAAACUGUCAACAACUUCUUUUUUUUUUAGUUUUUUGAUUUCCGUACAUUUUUUCUCUCUCUUAAGAUUCUCACUAUGUAACUGAUAUUAGUCCUAACAACACAGGGUUCUAAAAAUUUUGUUUUAUGGAAAUUUCGCAAGGAAUAAAAACAGAGGAGGUAAUAAAAAUUAGUAUAUUUUACUCAAAUUUCAUCAGUAUUGAAUGAAGGGAGGGGGGGAGAGAGGAGGGCAAAGAAUAAAAAAUCAAAACAAUGCUAAUCUGUAGAUUUUAAACUUUGAAAUAGGGGAUAGGAGGUCAAUAUGGACAAAAAAAAAUUCCGAUCUUAACUCUUGGUUGAAGUUUUAAUUGAACCCUCCCGCCCAGUAAAGGUUUGGUUUUAUUACUAUCCCUAAAGAACUGUUCGAGACAUUCUUCCUGUGUAAGCUGGAGAUCUCAAUUCUUUUUUUGCUUUUCAUUUCAUGUAAACAUCUCAGAUAUUUUGCUUAACAUAUCUUAUCUCUGUUUUUUCUUGAUUCACCAGUAAGUCGUGAAUAACAUUUGCCAGCAAAAGUUCGAAGCAACUAUAUGAUACAAUUUUUUUAAGCUGGAUCAGGUUCCUUUUGGCCUAGUGCUAUGUAAGAAAGUUGAAAAAAAAAAUUAAAAAAAAAAAAAAAAAAAAAAAAAAAAAUCUCCUACCUCAUAUGAAAACAGUUCAUCUCCUUUCACAUCCUGUUGUUGAACUUUUUUUUGUUCAUUAUGUAUUGUUAAGUCGUUUUUCAAGUAUUAAGUACACUCUUUCAAAAUUCGAGACGGUAUGCAUUUCUUUUGCCGCUCCUCUUACUCUAGAAAUAAGUUGAAUACUCAUGUUACUAAUCAUUGAUGGCAUAUUCCAAUUCUUGUCACUUUUUCUAAUUGCUUGCACACUCUUUUCCAGCAGUUUUUUUUAUUUUGCUUGAAUAUUUGGACUAAAUUUUGCACCAAAGAACUACUAUUGCUGGCUCGCUUUGAAAACAAUGUAGGUGCCAUAGUUUUUCCAGGCAUGUACGUGCUUUUAUAGAUAAGACAGGAAUAGUAGUUCUGCAUCAGAGAAUGAAGUCCAUUUGAAAUCAAGUGCAGAACGAAUAAAGAAUGAUGUCAGCUGGGCACAAGACAAAAGAAAAGCAAGAUAGGAAGGCUAGUGAUCUAGUAGGAAACACGGUUUUUUCAAUUCGUCAGAAGCUCAACAUUAUCUGUUACCGCGCAAUUCUUUCAGAUCCCUCUGUAGCUUCAUCAUGAUUUCAUCUGUCAGAGACUUAAAUCUUACGUACUCGAAAGUUUGCAGAGAUGAAAGAUAUGAAGUAUACAGGAUCCCAUGUGCUCUUAUGACACUUGGCUUCUAACGCAAUGCACAUACUAUACAAAAAUGAUGGCUGAAGUAAAAAAAUGCGUUUCUCAGAUUGUGACGUUGUCUCUGCUCAUAUUUUACAUUAUAUUCCUUUUAAAAGGAAAACUCUUCAGCUGUAUCAAUCAAAAUUUUCUGUGAAUUUACUCUACUUAUUAUAAAAAAAGU